AUGGUUAGGAUUAAGCAGACUACCGAGAGGCGCAAGCCAUUGGGAAUAAACCACAGAUUUGUCUACAAGUCUUCCAUACCAUCCAGAAUUAAAACAUACACUAAAGGAACUGAAGAUGACCUGGUUCUUCCUAUUUCUCCGGUGAAAAUAACUGCUCUUCCCCCGACUUCUCGCCCUAUCAAGAAAAUAAGACGAUACCUCCCUGGUUCCCUGGCUUUGAAAGAAAUUCGCAGGUACCAGAGGAACACUGCACUGCUAAUUGGGAAGUUGGCAUUCCAACGGCUUGUUCGUGAAAUUGCUCAAAAUUUCGCUCCUGGCUUGAGAUUUCAACCACUGGCACUGCUCGCUUUACAAGAGGCGGCAGAGUCGUAUGCAGUCGGCUUGUUUGAUGAUGUGAAUUUAUGCGCUAUUCACGCAAAAAGGGUUACGAUCAUGGCUCGAGAUUUACAGCUUGCUCUCAGGAUUCGAGGAGACAGGCUUUCUUAA
This is a messenger RNA of Porites evermanni, 486 nucleotides long. The record is from the annotation of a GenBank genome assembly. NCBI's taxonomy places the organism in Eukaryota, Metazoa, Cnidaria, Anthozoa, Scleractinia, Poritidae.